Aureobasidium subglaciale EXF-2481 is the source of this 4941-nucleotide messenger RNA. RefSeq lists its product as uncharacterized. NCBI's taxonomy places the organism in Eukaryota, Fungi, Ascomycota, Dothideomycetes, Dothideales, Saccotheciaceae. Gene Ontology annotation, molecular function: structural constituent of nuclear pore. The record is from RefSeq and is a predicted model, not a curated record. Gene Ontology annotation, biological process: nuclear pore organization. The coding region runs from base 1 to 4941 and encodes 1646 amino acids. Gene Ontology annotation, cellular component: nuclear pore; nuclear pore inner ring. The transcript has 4 exons.
AUGGACCAAAACGAUAGCUUGGCCAGACUCCAAGGUCUCCAGGCCGAUCUUGUCGCUUUCUCCGAAUCUCGCCUACCUAAUGUUGACCGCUUGUGGUCUGAGUUGGAAGAUAGCCUUGCCGACUUUCGCAAAUUGCUGGACCGUCAGAACAAGAACGACAAAAGUCGACAGGCACUUAAGGCUGAUACCAUCACCGUGGAUGAGACUCAGUAUGCUAUCAAUGAAGAUUGGCGACAGGAGGUCAUCCAAGUCGCAGACGAACUGGAUUUGGAUGAGCUGGAUGCAGCAAAACUGAACCUCCAGUCGGAAAACACAGCGCAAGAGCUUGGGAGACCUACAUCAAUGGCUGCUAUAUUCCGCUUCCACGGCCAUCGAGAAACCUUGCUCGAAUGUCUGCGAUUGACUAUCCAACAAGCCGUCGAUUGCGAGAACAAAGACGACCGCGACAAGUUCGAGGCUUGUGUCGAUUACAUCACCGAGAAGCCCGACGCAACUUUCUGGCGUAAGUGUGUCGAUGCUAUGGCCACAGUCGAGCAAAGGUUGCAGAAUCUCCAGGACCGCCUGAACCAGAUUGCCAUGAUCGGCCAGACCGCACACGGAUACGCAUCGGAGACGCUACAGUUCGAGAAGCAGAGUUUGACUAAACAACACGAGUCUCUGGGAGCCAUCAUCUCGUAUUUGGUUAGAUUCAAAGUCGGCAUUGUGACCGUCGACGAUUACCGAUACCUUUUGAACAAAGCUGCUCAGCUAGGCAACCCUGACGAUGUCACUCUACACUAUCUGCCUGCUCUAAUUAGCUGUGCUUCUGAACUCGGACCCAUCGAUAGAGCCGCUAGUCUGAGGGACGCUCGUGGUCUGGACCUAUACUUCGCAGACAAGUCUGACAAUUCGAAAUGGAAGUUGCCUGAUUUCCGUGCGGCUGCAAGUGUCUUCUGGCUGGCCGAAUACAGCGGUCGAUACAUCGACAAUCCUGUAGGCUCGCCUCUCAGAGGUGUGGACCUUGAAGCCGAGACAGAGGCACGUUCUCAACGCUACUUAGACGCUGUCCGCAAUGGCGCUUUCGAGUUCAUUCUGUUCAUCUGCGCUCAAGUACGAGCGGACCUGUGGCAUGACCCAGCAAAGGUCGGACUGGUUACAUAUCUAUUGGCUGGAGCAGAACGUUUCAGAAACGGCCCAAUCAAGGCUUCUGACUACUUCCAGGAAAUCCUUGCCCAAAAUCUGCAGACAUUCGUCGAGGCCUUUAUCACGAAUAUGCCUGACACUAUUCGUAGACUGAAGUUCGAGGAAGAUGAGCAGCGCCGUAAUAUCAGCAUUCGCCAACCCCACGGCAUCCCUGAACAUGGUCUACAUCUCGAGAGAUUCCUGGUCAUCAUUUCGUACGCUUAUAAAGGCUUUCCCGAGGCUGCUCAAACGUUCUGGCAAGAUCCCGACGGCAACCUUUACGGCUUCCUCCAAUGGGCCUCGAAGCGACAAUCUACUCCCCGAGCCGCCGCUUUCUGCGAGAUGUUCCUGUCUAUUUCCGAAGACGCUGAGUGCGCCGAAGCUGCCCACAAAUUCCUCAUGGACGACGCAACUACAGCGAUACACAAGCUUCGCCGUGGAGCUCCCCUGAGUUGGGCGCAAAUUUUCAACGAGUUGAGCUUCUAUGCUCCCGGUGUCAGCGAGAAGCUCACAUCAAAUUCAUUGCAAGGCGAUAGUGCCUUGGCGGGACCCCUCAUCGAACCAGAGAGUGAACUCAUGCUCGAGUGUUACCUGCGUCUUGUCACGCACAUGUGUCGCUCGAGUGUAAGCGCGAGGACCUUUGUAUUGUCUCAUCCUGUGUUCAAUUUACAUGAGAUUGUACUGAACCUUGCGGUCUCUGGUGUUUCUAACCGUCUGAAAGCCUGCACAUUUAUGGCUAUAGUCGCUAGUUUGACAGACAAGAGCGUCGAGGCUGGAUACGCGCUCUGGGACUACGUCGAUUCAUGGAUGUAUGAUUCGCCCAGCUUAAGGAACUAUCUCGGCACAAAGACACCUCAGAAUCCUACGGUCGCAAAGGAGGGCCGUUUCCAGUCUUUACUCGAGGGAUUCGAGCUGCCGAAUGCAUUCACCAGACUGAUUCAGAGCAUGGUCCUGCCUAGUCCGGAGGAGAGUAGUUUGCGCGACAUGCUGCCAUUCCCAGAGCAACUUGGCGCUGCAUAUCGCAUGCCUGGCAUGGAGCCAUACAUCGACUUCAUCAUGGGAAGUGUCUUCCAGGAAAGGAUGGCUGAUCUUCCCGAUGUGAACCAGAUCUGGGAACUGAGAUGUACUUGCCUUGCCUUUAUCUCGACAUGUCUCUCCACCUUCAACGAAGACCUCGUCAUCUUUGCAAACAGCACUAACAUACCUGUUGAUUCGAUCAUCUCUACCUCUUCCCUGGCCGCUUACGUUAGAUUCCACCCCUUCGCUCGUGUCAUGGAGUGGUUGUUCAACGACAAAGUCACGGGUGCACUUUUCGCCGCAGCUCAUGAAGAUGUUGACACGAUCAGCGCCGCCUCUCCAGAUUCACCCAUGGUUGUCGCUUUGUGUCGAAGUAUCGAAGUGAUCAACCAAGUCCUGAAGCUCCAGUCCAUCUAUUUCGAUGUUGUUCGACCUAUUGUCAAAACUCAAUACGUCGGACGUGAAAAGGCCAUCGCGAAUCCUGCCCUAGCCUCUUUUGAGGACGUCAUCUUGAAUCAUGUCAACAUCAUUGUCGACCUUGGCCUAUACUGCGGAACUGGUCACCAGGAAUUGACAAUGCUCUCGCUGCAACUUCUACAGAAGUUGGCAACGGCUCGCAAGCUCUCCAUCGCUACCGGCACAUCUUACGGAGGCAGCCGCGUGCUUGCAGCCUUGCAGCAAGACUUUGACGUUGAUCGUAUUGCCGCGUCGUUCAUCUCCCCUCUUCAACUUGAUCCCAGAGAGCUCGAAUUAGGAGUAGAUGGACCAGGCUUGAGCAUUAAGCAGGGCAUCCUGGAUCUGGUCAACACCUCGCUUGAGACUGCAGCAAAUCGUCCGGCUCUAGCACAUUGUCUUUUGGGCUUCCGCUGUACCGAUAGAAUUAUCAGUGUUUCACCAAAUGGCCUGUUCGAUAACGGAGCGUCGUUGUUCCAUGCUGUAAUGAAGCUCUCCGCAGAUACCAUUGCACUGCCAGAGGUGAACGAAUUCGCGUGGCUUUCCUCGAUACGUCGCACGUCCUGUCAGAUAAUCUCGAGACUCCUCCACUCUUCGCUGACCGAAAGGAUUGUUCUGGAGGAGCUUAGGGAGUCUGGCUUCUCAGACGCCGUGGCCAUUGUACAGACACCUAUCAAUGGCGAAAGUCUCUGGGGCAACAGGCUUUGUGCAGACCAAGACUUCCUCAUCUCCGACUCCGCCGCUGUCUUCAAGGACUUCCUGACUCAACGCACCAUGUUCUUUGAAGAAGCUUCUCUGGACAUUCGAGCAACGAUCCAGCGCAACGCCCCAACGCAACGUCAGAAGGUGUUAUCCUCGUUGCUCGGCAUGACUGUCUUGUCUUCCGGCGAACAAGUACAAAACGCAUCAAUAUUCGAGUUGUUCGACUUCAUCGACGUCGAUAUCUCACUGCCCUUCGAGAUGGCCGAGAAGAUCUUCAUCAAAGGACUUGACUUCAGUGCGUGUAGGAUGGACAAAACCGACACAGGGACCGUCUACGACCUCGCUCUUGCUAAAGAGCUGUUGCUUCUCCGCGAAGCCGAUUUACGCAAGAACGGUCUUCUUUCUGAGCCCGUCGCGCAGCAACAAUGCGCUGCAGAGGUCGAUGCUGCUAUGCUAUGCUUGCAAUCAGAAAACAAUUACGCUUCAAUUAUGCUCGCUCAGCGCUCGACACUCAAUGUAUGGGUCAAGCUUGUUUCAAUGAUGCUUGCACUCGGUGACUUCCAAGCUGCGCCGAAGACUGCUUUGGCAUUGCAAGCUCUCCAGAUUGUCCUGCCAAAACUGGACAGGACAAUCGUGGAGGACUCACCCGUCACGAUCCCGCUUGCAAAGCUCACAUACACAUUGAUGCGCGUGCUAGACUCUUCCGCUACAGACAACAACGUGGAAGUAAGUGCAGUGCAUGACAGAAUCACAGCGGCGUUCCGCACUGCGUUGCGUGGUAUCGGUAGUGCUUCUGGCGGCACCGAGCUGCGUGAAACAUGCUACCAAACCAUCAGACACUUCAUCAGAUCAGUUUGCAGAACAUCAUCACCACUUCAACGUCAGACUGCCAAGAUCAUCGAGCAUGGUGGUGAAAGAUUGAUGGACACAAUUUGCGAAGACGUCAUGUCGAGCGCAGGCAGUUGUAGAGUCUCUGCUCUAAUGGUGUUGGAAUCUUGCCUGCAACUGUUUCAAAUGGUCAAGUCGCCAUACCUAACAAAGGCGGUGACUAAGCUCAACUUCACCUCGGUGCUUGUUGAUGGCAUCCGUGGUAUAUCUGGCGAGUUCCAACAGCAGCGUGAAGGACAAGAUAUCGCGACUCUUCUCUCAUAUAUCCACACCGCUCUCUCAGUAUUGCUGCGCAUGUCCCACACCAACGAAGGUGCCGCCGCAAUCCUUGAAGCUGGCCUCUUCAGCGCCAUUCGCGACUCACAACUCUUCGCGACCGACCCAGACAUCGGUCUCGACGUUGACAACGUCGAAGCGCUUGAGAACUUCUACCGUCUGCUUAUCUCUAUGCUGCGUAUCCUCACUUCUUGUGUUGUCAGCAGAGGAUCAAGAAACCAGCAUGUUCUUGCACAAGCAAGAGCUUUCUUGACAGAGAACAGAUCGUGCAUGCAAGGUGUUUUCAAGGCUGCUGUUAGAGAAGGCCCGCAGGUUCGCCCAAGCAUCAAACAGGCUCUUGAGGACCUGGUGGGUUGCUUCAGUGCGCUGAUCCAUGCGACGGACUUUGUAGAGAGCGAUGAAGUUCCCUUGGCUCAAAGGUCUUUGGGUAACAUGUUUACUUAG